Lindgomyces ingoldianus is the source of this 263-nucleotide messenger RNA. RefSeq lists its product as uncharacterized. The transcript has a single exon. Lineage: Eukaryota; Fungi; Ascomycota; Dothideomycetes; Pleosporales; Lindgomycetaceae. The annotation marks the transcript as partial. The record is from RefSeq and is a predicted model, not a curated record.
GCUGGUCGUGACUAUCAAGCCUGCAGUUACGACUUCAACGUAACAAUUUCCACUAUCUUAGGCGAAAUCGCCGGUGUCGAAACGUACUGUAGAGGAUACGAGGACGGAAGUCUGUUUAAGAUGUGCCGCCCCCUAGAAGAUGUCAAUAAUGGCGUUGUGGCGAAGUUCCUGCUGCGGAAUGCAAGUGCAGUAGAGUUGGGUCCGAAGAAGAUUGCUGUCAGCUCUGAACUGGGGAGGGUUGGGGAAAGGUGGGCGAAUUGAAA